AUAGGGUAACGUGCUGUCAAAAUACCAAAAUUUCGCGCGUUGUUUAUGGAAUGCGGAACGUGUUUUCCCGUAAAUAACGUUCCUGAAAUAUUAUUUUACACAGUUUAAUGUACAUAUGUAACUAAGCUUGCUAAUGUGUUCUUUAAAAAAAUCACAGAAAUAUUCUAUCCUUAAAAUGUAUUGAUACAAAAUUAAUUUCAAUUGUAAUCACAAUGAGCUCUGGGAAUGUAAGGCAAGAUAAUUUUGAACCUAAUUCGUUUGUUCGGAAAGCAACGAAAGGUAAAAUGUCUGAGGAUAGUGCAGAACAUUUAACUGUUAAAAAACGGUCUAAGCCAAACAGCAAAAGCGAAGACAACAAACCUAGCAAAACUGGAAAAACGACUGAAGUAGAAACCGAUCCAACUGUAUUGCAGAGACGUCAAAAACAAAUUGACUAUGGAAAGAAUACUGUUGGAUAUCAUAAUUACAUUAAAGAAGUUCCCAUAGAAACACGUGGAAAAGAGGAUCCAAAAACGCCUGAUAAAUAUACAAAAUACAGUCGUAGGUCAUGGGAUGCACAAAUUAAAUUAUGGAGGAUCAAAUUACAUAAGUAUGAUCCAAAUGCAAAUAGCAAUACUGAAGAAGUUGAAUCAAUUAAAUGUAAAUAUGAUUAUGAAUCUGAUUGAAAUUUGAUCCUCUACUGUGAGUUUCCACUACCUAAACACUUGUAUGAAAAAUUAUUGUUAUCUCUAUUUCAUAAAAGAGAAUAAGAGAGAUGACAAUAUGUUUUUAGUACUGGGGUUUCGGCAAGAGAAAGUAUUAGACUGUAUCUCAACAACACUAUAUGUGUAAUGUAUGCAUGAGUUUCUUAGUUCAUAUGGAGUAAACAUUUUUUUUGUAAAAGUUACAGCAGUGCAGAAUCAUGGUGAAUAAUGUAUAUUUUUUUACACUCAACUAUGAUUUUUUUUAUGGGAUAAUUAUGAUUAUUUUUCUUUCAUACAUUGACAUAUUUAAUAUGAUUUUACAUUGAUACAUUUAAUAUGAUUUUAUUUUGAGUUUGGGAAGUAUAUGCCGACUCUAGUAUACAAAGAUGUGUCUGUUAUAAUUAUAUAGCUUAAGGAUUAUUAUUGAAAUUAAGAUUAAUGUUAAUAUUAUGUACCAUUAUACACUAGUAUAUUCUUUUGAAUUAGCUAUUGUGUAUUUUAAAGAUACAGUAGUUAAUAGGAAACAAAGAAAUACCAGAUUUUUAAGAUAUCAAAUACUAGCAAGGUAAUAACUGUAGCCAAUUAAUAUUAUUUGAUGUCUGAUUUUUUUUCAUGGAUUGGCCACUGAAAAACUACUUAAACAGAAAUUGAAUAAUACUGAUCUAGAACUCAUACUAAAUUAUUUUAUAGAUUUACUUGAGUUUUUUAACUAGAAAAUCCUUGGUUUAUUUUCAAGUAUAUUUGUGUAAAUAAAUGUAAUGUUGUAAGUGAUUC
Molecule: messenger RNA, 1457 nt
Organism: Papilio xuthus (Asian swallowtail)
Lineage: Eukaryota; Metazoa; Arthropoda; Insecta; Lepidoptera; Papilionidae
Gene: Slbp
Product: Stem-loop binding protein
Exons: 4
Coding region: 213-665 (150 amino acids)
Biological process (GO): mRNA 3'-end processing by stem-loop binding and cleavage; mRNA transport
Cellular component (GO): histone pre-mRNA 3'end processing complex; cytoplasm
Molecular function (GO): histone pre-mRNA stem-loop binding; mRNA binding
Source: RefSeq, a predicted model, not a curated record